AUGUACUCCUACCAACACGGAGCUCUGGUGACCUACAAUGCGUUGGGAGGUACUACCCGCAAGAAGCUCGACAUUAUACCUGAACAUCACGGCGACGGAAGUCCACGCGAUGAUGACAGAGAUAAUGCAAGAGUGCAGCGGAUUGUUAACAAAACAGGUGGUACGCACUCAUUGGAAGAUACCCGGGUAGCAACAGAUGAUGCACUCCCGACCAUCCACACGAGGACAUCCCCAACGAUAUUCGUGAAGGCGGUGUCCGGUUUGUCUGAGGACCAGAGAUGUGUAGUCCGUGAUAUGGGAUUUGGAUGCUUGCUUGAUUUGAAGAUAACAGCAACCCCGACGAAAAUGGAAUAUUGGCUGGUUGAUAACUUCAGCCAUAUGGACCGGAAGCUGCAAUUGUAUGAUGGAGAAAAAAUCCAUAUGAAGGAAGAUGAUGUGUAUAGUGUGAUGGGGUUGCCCCGUGGAACUAUUGAGGUCACGAAUCGUAAGAAAAAGACAGAUUCAGGAGCGUUUAAAGAAUGGGCCGAUAUUUAUAAUGUCAGUGUUGCCACCAAAAUAACGGCUACAAAGGUGUUGGAGAUGAUUCAGACCUGUGAUAGAAGCGAUGACUGGUUCAAACGUCAUUUUGUGGUUCUCAUGAUUACGUGUUUAUUCGAGAGCUCUCAGAAUGGAGUGGCGAAUUUACGCACAGUUCACUUGCUCGACGAUUUGUCAAACGUGAACAAGAUGAAUUGGUGUGCGUACCUGAUUCGGUGUCUGGUAGGUGCUAAAAAAUCAUGGAAUGCUAGUCGGAAGCGCAAGAAUUUUACCGGACCAUUGCUAUUUUUUACUCUGUUUUAUGUCGAUAAGGUCGUGUUAUCGAUUAGAACCGUAGCGAGAUCACUACCAAUUUUCAAAUCAUGGAAUAACGGCUUGCUGAAAGUGAGAGAGCAAGACGAGAUUGCGGCUGGCGCAUUCGAGAGAGGAUAUGUGGAUGACGACAUACACGUGUUGGACGCUCGUCACCAUGUCGACAUACAUGAUGGCAGCCCCAUUGGGAAUGACGUGGACUGUGCGUCGGAAGUAAAUGUCCAGUUAGUGGAUGACGCAUUCUGGAAUGACCCCAAGACUCUGGCUAUCUUAGAUGCUAUUAUCGAUGCUGUUGCGCAUCGAGACCGUUUUAAACGGAUUCGUCAUGAAGGCCCCAGUUUUAGCUUGGGCUUGGGACUUACACCGGAUGAUGAGGAUGCUGAUGUAGGGCGUUUCAAUAGUGUCAACGAAUUCACUACUGACGGUCCUUCCUAUGUAGACGUGCCAUCAGCUGAUCGCGAUGCGGUGGUUAAUGAACCGGUCGCUGAUACAGUUCUUGAUUGCGUGCAAGGUGUCGGUGGUGAUGCGAAUGCUGAUGAUCCUGUUGUUGAUGCUGGCAGACCAAAAAGGAGUCCCAAGUUUUCCAGCAUAGUUAAAUCACCUUUCCAGCAAAGCGAUGUGAUUAUAUAUCAGUCCUUGUCCCUUGAUUAUGCUGUGAAGAGAGAUGUGGUGGCCUGUUUGGAACCGAACACGCCAAUCCCCGAGGCAUUUAUUGAUCUGUGGGCUCUUAUAAUGAACGACAAUGAGAAGCUCGGGAGUCGUGGCUCAGUAGCGUGUUUCUUUGCAACCACUCGUCUGUGUAAUGAGCGGCAAUCACUCGCACAGUACAUGGGACACCCGAGUAGGUUGAAAUCUUCAAAAGCGGUCGCACUAUCGAUCCCAGAAUUCGUUGAUCUGUCGUGCACUGAAGGUGUCGAUGUUGUAGAUGCCAGCGUCGUAACAAUGCGUCACAUGGAGACAUUCAAAGGACGUGCUACGCCACAGUGGAAUCCGGACGUGAAGAGGGCUGACAAAAGGCAGAUUGACCUCAUGAGGAAGCGGUAUUGCUACGUCAUUGCGUUUGCUCCAUUCUACAUGUUGAAAGACAAGAACCUUGCUAAAUCAAAGAGGUUCCAGUUGAAGAAAGGCGAUGUUGUGUGA
Molecule: messenger RNA, 1989 nt
Organism: Striga hermonthica
Lineage: Eukaryota; Viridiplantae; Streptophyta; Magnoliopsida; Lamiales; Orobanchaceae
Source: the annotation of a GenBank genome assembly